Phytophthora nicotianae INRA-310 is the source of this 525-nucleotide messenger RNA. RefSeq lists its product as hypothetical. NCBI's taxonomy places the organism in Eukaryota, Oomycota, Peronosporomycetes, Peronosporales, Peronosporaceae. The transcript has a single exon. Bases 1 to 525 code for a protein of 174 amino acids. The record is from RefSeq and is a predicted model, not a curated record.
AUGCCGCGCUUCGUUUUAAAACUUCUGGCAUCAGUGGCGUUGGCCAUAGGAAGCGUUGCCGCGGUAGACAACGGCGUGUUGAUGGGCGAGGCGUUCGGUGGCCCUCACGGUGUCAAGUACUCUGACCUCGACUUGGUUAGCCCGGGACAAACAGUGCAAGUCAUUACGAUCCGCUCCGGUGAACGCGUCAAUGGAGUAGGCCUCGAUAUCACUGAUCCAUCGGGACAAAAGACUACCUUGUACCAUGGAGGUCGAGGUGGUGACGAGAGCACCCUCUCUCUUGAAGCGGGUGAAUUCAUCACUGGUAUCGAGUAUCACUGGGGUGAAAAGGGCCACCGCACGCGCAUCAAGUACAUCAAGUUCACUACGAACAAGAAUCACAGUAUCUCCGGAGGUCUCCCUACGGAGAAUAUUGGCAAAGAUUCAGCUCCCAAGGGAUAUCAACUGGGUGGUUUUUUCGGCUACUGUGCCAAGGAGCUCGACUCGGCAGGUGCCAUUUGGACGAGCAAUACGCCCGUGGUCUAA